Messenger RNA from Closterium sp. NIES-67, 3134 nucleotides. Lineage: Eukaryota; Viridiplantae; Streptophyta; Zygnematophyceae; Desmidiales; Closteriaceae. The record is from the annotation of a GenBank genome assembly.
GUGGCUCAUCCACAUUUCCUUCCCCUUGUUCAUGGCAUAGAAUAUACCGUCCUUUCUUUUCUUCACCAAACACUCACGUGAUGGCGGCAACCAUGGCUUCGUACUAUGUCCCGCAGGGUCCGACGGCCAACGGCAUAUCGGACAUUGAGAGGGAGCUCGAGGAGCUUCGAGACAGCUACCGACAGGUGUGCGAGGAGCGGGACGCCUUAGAGGACCUUCUAUUGCAAGAGCAGCUGAAGAACGGCGCGCCUGCUGACAAGCAGCUAGAGGAGGCGAGGGCACAUGCAGCAGCAUUGGAGAUGGAGCUACAAUCCAUGGCCUCCCGCUGCGAGGAGUGGAAGCGGAGGGCGGGGGAGAGGGCGGCGGAGAUGCACCCAGCCAUGGUGCAGGCGCUGCUGGAGGAGCGCCUGGAGGAGCUCGACGAGUCGGGAGUGCUGGCCUUGCAGGUGGAGUGCGCUCGUCUGCGCGACGAGCUGGCCAAGUCCGAGGUGCUGCGGUUCGAGCUCUACCGCAGCCUGGCGCAGGGCGCAGUCGAAGUGGAGAGCAGGUGGGAGUCAGAGGCGUCGGGCAUGUCACCGCGGAGGGAAAGCAGCUUGGGCCGUAGGGAUGAGGAGAGGCAUAGUAAUGAUGGUGAUGCUGAGGAUGCAUCAGAGCGACGAACAACCCCUGUAACGAUGGAGUGUGACGAGUCGGUGGUGCAGGAGCUGCUGGAGCUGGGACAGGCGUCGCUGACGCAAGAGGAUGUCACGCGGCUGUCAGAGGCAGUCGAGGCGGCAGAAAGGCGGGCAGAGAAGGCAGAGAGGGAAGCAGAGCAACGGGCGGUGCAGGUGCAGCUGCUGGAAGCGAAGAUGGCUGCAAUGUUGAGCGACAGUCCCAUAGACGAGCACAAGCGAUCCCCUUCUCUCAUCUCCUCCUCCCCCAUCUCCUUUGGCCUCUCCCCCAUUGCCUCCUCCUCCUCGCCCGACCCCGCCUCCAUCACCCGCUCCAGCAGCAGCAACGCCUCCCAGCACGACCAGCAACACAGCCAACAGCACGGCCAGGAGGAAACUGUACAGUGCAGCCAGCAGCAACGGACAUUCCGGCAGAACCAACAACAACCAGGGGGUCAAAGCCAGGGCACAGGAGCACAGCCUGGUAUAGGAGGCGGCGAGAAAAGAGAGAACUCGGGAGCAGAAUUGGCAGGACCAGCACCAAGGGUCAAUGGUGUGAGCAGCAGAGGGGGCAAUGUGGUGGUGGCGGAGGGGCAUGAAUGGGUGGGUGCUGGAAUUGACGGGAAACAUCACGCAGCAUUCGAAAGAAGCACUCUAGGUGCGGUUGUGGAGCAACGGGGAGGGACAGAAGCAGGAGAGAAGGAAGAAGAGAUGGAAGAAGUGGAGGAGAAUGAGGUGGAGGAGUUGAGGCAGAUGGUGCAGAGCGUGCGGAGGCAGAACCGACUCACCCACGUGCUGCUGUCCGUGGUGUUUGCUGCCUCCAUCCCCCCUCUUCUAGGCAUGAUUCGCGGGCUCUUUGACGGGGGGCGACCGUACCAGCCUAAGAGGUCGGGCCAACCGCCGCAGGUGACACGGGUUUCCAUCAGGAGCUAGUAGCUGGUCAGGCAGCUGUAGUGGCAGCAGGGGCAUUAGUGGCAGCAUUAGCAGCAACAGCAACAGCAGCACCAGAAGCAGCACCAGAAGCACCAGAAGCACCAGCAGCAGCACCAGCAGCACCAGCCAGCAGGAACAGAGGCAGCGUAACAGGGCACAUUCCUAUGAGUGAGUCACACGUGACAAGUAGCUGUAUCAUCCUUAGUACGACCAUCCACAACCACCCACUGCUACUGCCACCAUGCACCAUCACCGCCUCAGCCAUUCAACACCCUUGAGCCCCACUUGGUUCUGAGGUGACUUCUGAAUCAACUUAAAAGUCGCUCGUUACAAUGUCACACACCACUGCUACUGCCACCAUGCACCAUCACCACCACUGCCUCCGCCAUUCACCACCCUCGAGCCCCACUCUUGGUUCCUCCUGCCAGCCAACGAGUUUGAUCGCAGCCGUGAAAUGAAAUUUGGUUUUGAGACGUCUCAAAACCAAUAUCAUUGCCACCACAUCCGUCAAGGAGGUUGACUGCAGCCGCAGCGGCGCCUUUCAUCUUUCUUUAAGAAUCACAACUCAACUGCCAACUCGUCCAACAACCAGCUCACGAGCUCUCUCUUCACAAUCGGUCACAAGGCUGAAUGUCACUCAUAUAACUUAUUCUUUGGUAGCAACACCAGCUGCAAAUCAACACCUGCCAACAACAGCACCACCGCCAUCAGCACCAUCAGCACCACCACCAUCAGCACCAUCACUAUCGCCAUUGACAAGCACCACCACCACCAACGCCACUAGGAGCAGCAGCUACCUGCAGCAGCAACAAACAGCAGCAACAGACAGCAACAGUACCAUGGACCAUGCACAUCCAUCCCUGUUGUAGCACUACAGAGUUUGCCAACAGAGAGAGAGAGAUACUUGUCUCUUUUCAUCCGCCAUACAGCCAUGCACCGGCUCCCAUCCCUCCUUCAUCCAGCCAUGUGCCCUGCUGUGCGCCCGCCAUAGUCACCCGCUUCUGUUGACGCAGCCGCCUGAGUUUGUCACCGCAGAAAUUGGAUUCGUUUCACCCCCAUCCUGCCAUGCACCAGCUCCCAUCCUUCCGCCAUGCAGCCAUGUUCCCUACUGUGAGACGGCCACGGAUGGACCACUCAGUAGCACUAAUUUAAAAGGCGUUAACGCAGGAAAUUUGGGUCCAUCUAAGCCCCAUCCUUCCACACGGAGCUUCCAUCUUUCCUGUAUGCAGAUAUCUACUGUGCUGUGAGCCUUCUACAGCAAUCAGCUAUGACCAGCUCCUUCCUUCCUGCAGAGUUCCUCGCUAGGGCAACAUGCUGCUGCGCCCUCCCAUCCGGAUUCCCGCAUAGCAGCACUAUUACAAGGUCCGUCAUGUUCCCAUCACAUUGUCUUGGUGCACUGCAGUGCAGAUCUUUUAGGGCUUCGUUACAAAGUGAAUCUCCACAAAUCAGAGGGCACGUCCUUCAAAUGUUUUGCAGUUUUGCACUACCACUUUCGCUUAGAUUACAUAUGUAGCUUGCAUUGUAGAACGCUUCCCUAUCUAUUGAUUUGUA